GCGUGACGUCACUAGUUAGGGAAAUGGCAGUCGCAAGAUGGCUGCGGAUCUCUUGAAAUUCCAGUUCAAGUCCAAGUUUUUGAGGAAAUUAGCGCGACAGAGGACCUUAGUCGUAGUGUUAGUGGUGUUCAGUUACUUGUGGGUGUCAGCGGAAGGACAGGAGUGCCAUUUAGCGUGCCAGCAUGGGCGUUGUGAGGAUAAUAAGUGUGUUUGUGACGUGGGCUGGAAGGGUCCCCUCUGCCAGUGGUGCGAAGGAAGGGUGAGAUUAUGGUCCAACUCAAGUGUGAUAACGGAUGGUGCAGGGAACUAUUCGACGGACACUCAGUGUGCGUGGCUGAUUGACGCAGGUCAGCCAAAUACUUCAAUCCGUCUCCAUCUCGAUCAUUUCGCCACGGAAUGCUCGUGGGACCAUUUAUACGUUUAUGAUGGCGACAGCAUAUAUGAUCCCCUCCUUGCUGUCUUCAGUGGCAUGGUGGUUCAGGACGACUACCAAGUACCACACAUACCUGAGGUGGUAGCCAAGUCGGGCUAUGCACUGUUAUACUUUUAUUCGGAUGCAGCUUACAACCUAACAGGAUUCUCAAUAUCUUAUAGAGUUGACGGUUGCCCCAGCACAGUUGUAGGCAAGGAAUGCUCAAACAGAGGUGCUUGCCUGGAGGGGAUAUGUACGUGUGAUGCGGGCUGGGGGGGACCUGCCUGCUCGGUGCCAGUUUGCCCGGAAGGCUGUUCAGGCAACGGCCAAUGCAAACCGGAGGAACACCGCUGCCAGUGCCAUCAGGGAUAUACAGGUGCGGACUGCAGUCAGGUCAUAGAGGAGGGAUGGUGGGAAGUGGUUGGCCAUGACAUCACCAGCCAGCUGACCAAUCCAGAUCCGUUCUCCUCUAUGCUAGAGCGAGGGUCACAUGCCACUGUCCUUAUCAAUAACGCAAUCUGGGUCAUAGGGGGAUAUUCCUUCACAGAAAAGCCUUUUGUUUUAAAAUACAAUAUUACAGAAGACACUUGGAGAGCUUUGGAGAGUCGGAGCAUAAAGAAACCAGCCUCAAGAUACGGGCAUUCUGCGGUGGUGUAUAAUGGAUCGAUAUACAUGUACGGAGGCAUGAAGGAGGACGGAACCAUCACCCGAGAGUUCUGGCAGCUAGACACCACCUCCCUGGCCUGGUCGCUGGUCCCCUCGGAAAAGAGUUCCAGAGGGGGCAAGGGGCGGAUUGGGCGCAAGGGGCGGCUGGGACGUCGGGAGGGAAACAGACGCAACAACAGGAGUGGGAGGAGCAGAGAAAAUAGGCAAGAGAACAUCAGUAGCCGAAGAGAAGGGAGAGAGGGAAGAGAGGGAGACGAGGAGGAUUUUGCGGAGGAGGAUGGAGAGGCAAGCGAUCAUUCACCAAAGAGGGAGAAUGGGAGUGAGACAGGGGGUUGCUUGUCUUCGUCGCCUGGGCCCUGUGCGCCCAUACCCUGUGUAGGGCAUGCAGCCGUGGUAGUGCAGAAGGUGAAGAAGAAUGUUAUGCUCGUCAUCUUUGGGCAUUCCUCCAGAUAUGGAUAUUUAAACACAGUCCAAGAGUAUGAUUUCGAGCAAGGCAACUGGGAAACCAUAGAAACACGAGGUGCGGUGGUGAGUGGUGUUUAUGGUCACACGGCCGUCUGGGAUCCUGUGACCUCUCUUGUUUACGUCCAUGGUGGUCUGCUCUCCAUCACUUCCACCAGUCAUGUUGUGCCCUAUCUGAUGACUUAUGAACCUGUCAAACACAUAUGGAAACUGCAAACCCCGGCUCCAGUGCCUCGGUUCUUGCAUUCUGCCGUCCUUUUUAAAGGUUUAAUGCUGGUGUUUGGAGGAAAUACGCAUAAUGACACAGCCUAUUCUUACGGUGCAAAGUGUUACAGUGCGGACUUUUUGGCCUACGACAUAAGCUGUAAUUUGUGGCACACAAUGCGAAAACCCCCCAACCUGUACCUUGAUGUUGCAAGGUACGGACACACAGCAGUGUUUCACCAGGAGGAGAUGUACAUUGUUGGGGGCUUCAACGGCAAAAUGUUGGGCUCCGUGCUGAAAUACCAUCCAGGAGACUGUGAACCCAGGUUAACAUCAAGUGAAGAGUGUUUGACAGCAUACCCAGGUGUUAAGUGUGUAUGGAAUAGGAUCUUAGCACGCUGUGAGUCAAUUGAUUUAAAAGAUAAAAAAGCAUACGAUGUGUGCCCAGCAGUGAAAGCAAAACAUAAUUUCACUGCACUGUGCAACACCCAAACGUCUUGCCACUCUUGUGUCUUCAAUACUUACAACUGCUUCUGGUGUAGUAGCUCCUGCACGGAUAAUAAGUGUACAGAAUACACAAAGGGUGUGGUGAGUGAGGAAGGCUGUGAGGAUGGCUUGCGGUCACGAUGCAAAGCGCUCAGCACAUGCCCCUUGUGUCGGGCACACCAGCACUGCGACUGGGUGGAAAAACAGUGCGUUCCAGCACCCAACAGGACAAUGACAACAGCUCUUACAAAUGGAGCGGCUGGAGAGGCUAGUCCGAGCCUUGGCUCAGAGAACACUCUGCAAACAGUGCAGAUAGACAGAGAUAUGGCCAGUGGUACAGGGGCCACGUUGCUGUCUCACAAGCCUUGCCAGCCUACCUGUGCACAGAGGACAUCAUGUACAAACUGCACACAGAGUUCGUGUAUGUGGUGCUUCAAUCAGCAGCGGUGUGUCAAGAAUAAUUCCUAUUUGGUCAGUUUCCCCUACGGUCAGUGUAGAGAAUGGACCACAGAAUCCAAGAGAUGCAUGGAUGUGGAGCCUGGAAUGAGCCGCUGCAGCAUUCAUCAGACAUGCGAGAAAUGCCAAGCAGACGUUGCAUGUGGUUGGUGUGAUGAUGGAAGCGGCACAGGAAUUGGCACCUGCAUGGAGGGGGGUCAGAGAUACCCCAUCAACCCAGUUACCAAAGCCUCUCAGAGGAAGAAGUGCCCCAGUCCCAACUGGUACUUCACCCAAUGCCCACUAUGCAACUGUAACGGCCACAGCACCUGUGAGAAUCACAGCCAGUGCAUAGAGCCAUGUGCCAAUAAUACUGGGGGAUCCCAUUGCCAGUAUUGUGUGGAAAAAUUCUUUGGAAAACCAAUAAAUGGCGGACUGUGCAAACCUUGUAUGUGCAAUGAGCAUGGUGACACAUGCAAUCGCGAGACCGGACGCUGCAACUGUAAUACAAAAGGGGUAACUGGUGAUCACUGUGACCGAUGUGACUCUCAAAACAACUAUGUCGGUGAACCUCUGAAAGGAUCUUGUUUCUAUGAUCUCCAGAUUGACUAUCAGUUUACCUUCAACCUCUCCAAACACGAGGAUCGUCACAUACGCCAGAUCAACUUUUUUAACGUGCCAACAAAGAGUGAUGUAGAUACUGACUUCGAUAUACAAUGUUCAAAGGCAACCAACAUCAAGAUAUCAUCUAAAUCGACUAAUAGUCACGAAACUUGGAUUAUACGCAACUACACUGGUAAAAGAAUCAAAAGGAGGUUCAGCGCUUCAGAGUACACGUUCGGGUCAGCAGACAACAACACAACAUUUCACGUCUACGUCUACAACUUCACGCCACCCAUAGAGAUCAUUGUGUCGUUCUCCCAACACCCCAAGCUGGAUCUUGUGCAAUUCUUCUCUAUAUUCUCACUAUGUUUCCUGAUCUUACUGACAUUAGCUGCUAUACUUUGGAAGAUCAAACAAAAGUAUGACAUUUAUACCAGGAGACAGCGUCUCUUGGUGGAGAUGGAAGCCAUGGCAUCACGUCCUUUCCGCCCCAUCCUGCUGGAGCUCUACCCGAGAGGCUCUGCCGACACCCCCAACGCCAAUGGCAUCAUUUGCCCCACCCCCACCAACACCACGCCCACCCCCAACGCCAUCACCACCACAACCCUGGCCAACAACUGCAACAUUCUAGGCACCAAUGGCACUGCCAAUGCCAUCAGCAGCUCCCUGACCAAUGCCACCACCAACUCGUUGUCCAGCCUCAACUCCAACUCCACAAACAAGGGGGCGUUCAAGGCUAACAACACAAAGUCUUGCAAUAACAUAAUGAGCAAUGCGACGUCACCAGAUAGCCUUCCUUCGGACACCUUGGAUGGCAUGAUGACGCUCAAGAAGAGAAAGAAGAUCAACCCAAGUCCUAUAUCCCUGGAGCCUUGCAGUGGGAACCGAGCAGCCGUCCUCUCACUCCUGGUCCAGUUACCUACUGGUGGGGAACCCUUCACACCGCCAGGACAUCCAGGUGGUCUGGCAAUCGCAAGCACUCUUGUAACGCUCGGGAACCCGAGGAAAUGUAGUUCUGACCCCAUAACUCUUACGAAGGGGGACGUCAACAAAAAUAAAGCUCUAAGAGGUAAACAACCAUAUUCCAGCCAUUCUCCUGACACCUGUAUUUAACAUAGGCCUUGCCACCAUCCUGUAAGAUGUGCAGAUGUAUCAUGUAUAAUAAGCCAUUGUUAACAAUAGUCACAUCCAAAUUUUAUAAUGUAGUAUGUAAUAAUGAUCAUAAUGAUUAGAUUUAGCAUUAGUUGUCUGAUGCCUUGAGCAGACAAAAGCAUUCUCUGUUCCUUCCUAUGUUGUUGCUUGCAGAAAGCUACAUUGACCUAAAACAGUUAUUUAGUAAAUGAACCAGUGAAACAGGUCUUCAGAUGCACAGGUGUGUAUUUGAAGAUUAAUAAAAUGAGUUGAGCAUUUUAUUCCUUGAAAAAAAUUGGCUAAGUUUAACCCUUUUGUUCCUUGAUUUUAUUGCCUACAGAGAUUUGCCUGUUUUUCCACCUUAGUUUGAAAGAAAGGAAAUUUAAUUUCUUGUAGAAUCACCAGAUGAAGGAAAGUAUUUUUUCUUUACUAUCCAUGUAUUACUAUUACCUUGAAAUUUUGAAGCCUACAAGCAUAUAUUAUUUGUGUAUUUAUUAUUUUUUCAAUUUCAACCAUGUCAACUGUUAUAAUUUCCAGGCCAAGAAUGUCACUACUGUCUGCAAAGGCCUUAGAUAUGUGUUCUAAGACGAGCUUAGAAGUUAAACCUGUUAAGUUAAAACAGUCCAGAAAUGGCCAAACGAAUUACAUAAUGCAACUGUACUGGGAUGUUGAGCCUGGACAGUCCUGGCCACACAAAGUUCCUACUUCUUUGUGGAAUAGUGAGAAGCGUAGCAACUCCACAAGGGCAUGGUGGCAGAAAUUCCUCUUGACACAUGCGUUUUUUCAUUGGCUGAAGAUUGUCCGGGUUAGGAACGAGUGUUGGAGUAUCAUAUACACACGACUCGUAUUUUUUAAUAAUGAAGUUUUAUUUGUUAGGUAUCUCACAUGCUCUGAUAUAUACAGUUAUCAGUGAAAUUAAUAUUAUUAUUAUUAUGAUUGUUAUCUUUAUUAUUAUUAUUAUUUUUUUUUUUUUUUUAGUCUUUCUUUUCUAUAUGUAUUUUUUAUUUAUUUUUUUUUUUUUGCUAUGAAAGAGUGACCACUUCUCAUUUUCAUUCAUUUUUUUCUUCCCCCUCCCCCCCUACCUAUCAACCCUUGCCUUCACUCCCUUUCCUCCCCCACCCUCCACCCCUCCCUCCAGCCAUCAGACUAACAGAAGAUGUUACACGGAUUUGAUAGCGGCUUCGGAAGGGGUAGGGGUGGGUAUGGCGGCAGGGUGGGGGGUGGGGGGCAGGGUAGGGGGAAAAAAAUAAAUAAAUAGAUAAAAACAGGGGAAGGGGAAGAGCACCUAAAUGGAAUCCUGCGUACCAAGCACUUCUCAGGGAGUGGUUGAGAGUCUAGGCCUAGAUGUGGAGGGAGGGAGGCGCGGACGGUGGCGGCUCGGGUGGUUGGCCGUUUCUGGCGUGAGUGUCGAGCCGGCGGGAGGGAGAAAAGAAGGAAGAAGCAAUAAGGGAGGAAAAGGAAUUCAGAUUGUCUAGUUCUCAGUCUUCUCUUUUUUAAGUUCAGUGAGAGUAUGUAAUAAUGUGGAACAAAGUUCUUACAUUUUAUUAUUAUGGUGGUGAUGAUGAUUAUUAUUAUCAUUAUUAUUAUUAUUAUUGUUGUUAUUAUUAUUUUUUAUUUUCAUUAUCAUUAUCAUCAUCAUCAUCACUGUUAUUGUAAUUAUUAGUAAUAUCAUUAUUACUUAUUUUUACCAAAUCAUAUUAAUAAUUUGUACCAUUAUAUUUUAUAAUUAUUAUUAUUAUUACUAAUAUUAAGCAUUUUUGUUUAGUAUUGUUAUGAUUUGUGGGGAAAAAAAAUUAUAUUGUCAUCUUCACUGUUAUCAUGAUAAUUAUCAUUAUUAUUAUUAUAAUCACUACUACUGCUAUUACUAUUACUACUUAUACCACUGUUACCACUACAAAGAUUACUGCUUCAUAUUCAUUAUUGUAAUAGUAAUGAUAUGAAUGGUAAAGAUGAUGGCAUGGUCAUUUUUGGAAAUUUUUGAUUACCUGAAAUGGUGUUCAUUUUCGUUACUAUUGUUUUUAAUGUUUGUUUUGUUAAUAAGUUGAAGUGAAUUGUAGUUUCAGUGCAUAAUAUGUUAGACUGAAGACCAUAGCAUUGUUGUCUUGCCUUACACAGUUUUCAUGAAAUCAGAAUUAGACAAAAAAAAAAAAAAAA
Molecule: messenger RNA, 6553 nt
Organism: Penaeus monodon (black tiger shrimp)
Lineage: Eukaryota; Metazoa; Arthropoda; Malacostraca; Decapoda; Penaeidae
Gene: dsd
Product: attractin-like protein 1
Exons: 22
Coding region: 38-4381 (1447 amino acids)
Cellular component (GO): Golgi apparatus
Molecular function (GO): protein binding
Source: RefSeq, a predicted model, not a curated record